Messenger RNA from Marasmius oreades (fairy-ring Marasmius), 1524 nucleotides. RefSeq lists its product as uncharacterized. Gene Ontology annotation, cellular component: membrane. The record is from RefSeq and is a predicted model, not a curated record. Gene Ontology annotation, molecular function: carbohydrate:proton symporter activity. Gene Ontology annotation, biological process: carbohydrate transport; transmembrane transport. The transcript has 4 exons. Lineage: Eukaryota; Fungi; Basidiomycota; Agaricomycetes; Agaricales; Marasmiaceae. Bases 1 to 1524 code for a protein of 507 amino acids.
AUGCUCGCUCUCCUGGCCUCCAUGGGUGGCUUCAUCUUCGGCUACGACACCGGCCAAAUCUCCGACAUCCUUCUCAUGGAUGACUUUCUGCUCCGGUUCGCCCAGUGUUCUCAACCAGACCUACUCUCGACCUGUAAAUUUUCAAACGUCCGUUCUGGCCUCGUCGUCGCUCUCCUCUCAAUUGGAACCCUCUUCGGUGCGCUCUUCGGUGCGCCCACUGCUGAUUUCCUUGGUCGUCGUUACGCGAUGACCGUCGAGUGUAUGCUUUUCAUCGUUGGUGUCAUCAUCCAGAUCACCGCUACCCGUGCUUGGCAGCAAUUCGCUGUUGGACGCUUGGUCUCCGGAAUCGCCGUAGGUGCCCUAAGCGCUGCAGUACCCAUGUAUCAAGCCGAAACCGCUCCUUCCCAAAUCCGAGGCACUCUCACCGCCACAUACCAACUCUUCAUCACCUUUGGUAUUCUCGUCGCUUACUGUAUAUCCAUCGGUGCACGAGAAUUGCAUUCCCAAGGUUCAUGGCAGAUUGUGGUUGGAAUUGGCAUUGUUUGGCCUUUAAUUUUGGGUUUGGGGAUUCUGUUUAUGCCCGAAAGUCCCAGGUGGUUGGCUAAGCGCGGGAAAAUGGAAGAGGCUGCGCGGGCUAUUGCCGUCACCAGAGGCGUGUCAAAGGACAAGGCAAACUCAGAUCCAACCGUUGUCGCAGAGGUUGAAGAGAUCAGAAAGAAUGUCGAAUGGGAGAGGCAGUUUGUUGGUCAAACGGGCUGGAUAGACUGCUUUAAACCCGGGAACAAAACACUUUAUAGGACGUUGUUAGGAAUGAGCCUUCAAAGUCUUCAGCAACUCACCGGUGCCAAUUACUUUUUCUAUUACGGAGCCACCAUCUUCCUAUCUGUUGGCCUUCAAGACUCUUUCGUCACCCAAAUCAUUCUCGGCGCCGUCAACUUUGUGUGUACGUUUGGUGGUUUGGUGGUCAUGGAGAAGUAUGGUCGUCGUAUACCCCUUAUCGUCGGUGGUAUCUGGCAAUCAGCGUGGCUCUUUAUAUUUGCAGCCGCCGGCACUGCUGUCGACCCAAAGACAAAUCCAGCCGUUGGCAAACUCAUGAUCGUCUCCGCCUGUCUCUUCAUUUUUGGUUACGCAAUGACAUGGGCACCUGGAGUUUGGAUUCUGAUUGGUGAAACCUUCCCCACCCGAACCCGAGCGAAACAAGGAGCGUUAUCGACCGCCUCGAAUUGGUUGUGGAAUUUCCUGUUGGCGUUCUUUACGCCGUUUAUUGCGAAUGCUAUUCAGUAUCGGUAUGGGUUUGUGUUUGCUGCGUGUAAUUUGCUUGGAGCGGUGGUUGUGUAUUUCUUCCUUUAUGAGAGUUCUGAUUUGACGUUGGAGGCUGUUGAUGAGAUGUAUAAUGAUCCUGAUUGUAAAGCGUGGACGUCUAGGAAGUGGAGAAGACAUAUGGUAGCAGAUGGGCGGUUGAAGUCUAAUAGUCCUGAGGAGGGCCGAGUCGAAAAUGUAGAGAAAGAAAAGAGUGCCAACUAA